CACCGCUGGCCCACGCUGCCCCGCUUCCACGCCUGAGUUCACACUCAAGAGCUGCGGCCUUUCCCAGUGCUCCGUCAUUGCAGAACUCCCGGGACGGCCGAACUGGGGUUGGAGAGCCGGGAUGCAAGGGACUGAGGGGGCAGGUGGCAGGUCCGGAGAGCGACACGUGCGUGUGCCUGUGGCGAGCAAAAGGCGCUAAAGAGAUCCCUUCUGGGAUGAACACAGAACACCGAGAGCGGAGAGCAGCAUAGAGCUCAGGUUCUGCCAGGUGAUCUGUAAGACAGUGACUGAGUAUGGAUCAUUUGAACGAGGCAACUCAGGGGAAAGAGCAUUCAGAAAUGUCUAACAAUGUGAGCGAUCCGAAGGGUCCACCAGCCAAGAUUGCCCGCCUGGAGCAGAACGGGAGCCCACUAGGAAGAGGAAGGCUGGGGAGCACAGGUGCAAAGAUGCAGGGAGUGCCUUUGAAACACUCGGGCCAUCUGAUGAAAACCAACCUUAGAAAAGGAACCAUGCUCCCAGUUUUCUGUGUGGUGGAACAUUAUGAAAACGCCAUUGAGUAUGAUUGCAAGGAGGAGCACGCGGAAUUUGUGUUGGUGAGGAAGGAUAUGCUUUUCAACCAGCUGAUAGAGAUGGCGUUGCUGUCUCUAGGCUAUUCGCACAGCUCUGCUGCCCAGGCCAAAGGGCUCAUCCAGGUUGGGAAGUGGAACCCAGUUCCACUGUCAUAUGUGACAGAUGCCCCUGACGCUACGGUAGCGGAUAUGCUUCAAGAUGUGUAUCAUGUGGUCACACUCAAAAUCCAGUUACACAGUUGCCCCAAACUAGAAGACUUGCCUCCCGAACAAUGGUCGCACACCACAGUAAGGAAUGCUCUGAAGGACUUACUGAAAGAUAUGAAUCAGAGUUCGCUGGCCAAGGAGUGCCCCCUUUCACAGAGUAUGAUCUCCUCCAUUGUGAACAGCACGUACUAUGCAAAUGUCUCGGCAGCAAAAUGUCAAGAAUUUGGAAGGUGGUACAAACAUUUCAAGAAGACAAAGGAUAUGAUGGUUGAAAUGGAUAGUCUGUCUGAACUGUCCCAGCAAGGCACCAACCAUGUCAACUUUGGCCAGCAGCCGGUCCCAGGGAACACAGCUGAGCAGCCGCCAUCUCCUGCACAGCUCUCCCAUGGCAGCCAGCCCUCUGUCCGGACCCCUCUUCCGAACCUGCACCCUGGGCUUGUGUCAACGCCUAUCAGUCCUCAGCUGGUCAACCAACAGCUAGUGAUGGCCCAGCUGCUUAACCAGCAGUAUGCCGUGAACAGACUCCUAGCCCAGCAGUCCUUAAACCAGCAGUACCUGAACCACCCUCCCCCUGUCAGUAGGUCCAUGAAUAAGCCUUUGGAGCAGCAGGUUUCAACGAACACGGAGGUCUCUUCAGAAAUCUACCAGUGGGUGCGGGAUGAGCUGAAACGAGCGGGGAUCUCCCAGGCAGUGUUUGCACGCGUGGCUUUUAACAGAACUCAGGGAUUGCUUUCUGAAAUCCUCCGAAAGGAAGAGGACCCCAAGACUGCAUCCCAGUCUCUGCUGGUAAACCUUCGGGCUAUGCAGAACUUCUUACAGUUGCCAGAAGCAGAAAGAGACCGGAUAUACCAGGAUGAGAGGGAAAGGAGCUUGAAUGCCGCCUCGGCCAUGGGUCCUGCCCCACUGCUGAGCACUCCGCCCAGCCGUCCCCCCCAGGUGAAAACAGCAACUCUUGCCACUGAGAGGAAUGGGAAACCAGAGAACAAUACUAUGAACAUCAAUGCUUCCAUUUAUGACGAGAUUCAGCAGGAAAUGAAGCGUGCUAAAGUGUCCCAAGCACUCUUUGCAAAGGUUGCUGCCACAAAAAGCCAGGGGUGGUUGUGUGAGCUGUUACGCUGGAAAGAAGAUCCUUCUCCAGAAAACAGGACCCUGUGGGAGAACCUGUCCAUGAUCCGAAGGUUCCUCAGUCUUCCUCAGUCUGAGCGCGAUGCCAUCUACGAGCAGGAGAGCAAUGCUGUGCAUCACCAUGGCGACAGGCCGCCCCACAUCAUCCAUGUUCCAGCAGAACAGAUUCAGAGCCCCUCUCCCAGCACCCUUGGCAAAGGAGAGAGUAGAUGCGCUUCCCUACCAGGCCUGCUGACCCCCGCACCAUGGCCCAGUGCUGCUCCUCAGCAGCAGCAGCAGCAACAGCAGCAACAGCAGCAGCCGCCACCUCCUCCUCCUCAGCCGCAGCCCCAGCCCCAGGCAGGCCCCAGGCUGCCUCCACGGCAGCCCACGGUGGCUUCCUCUGCAGAGUCUGAUGAGGAAAACCGGCAGAAGACAAGGCCACGAACCAAAAUUUCCGUGGAAGCCCUGGGGAUCCUUCAGAGCUUCAUCCAGGACGUGGGCCUGUACCCGGAUGAAGAGGCCAUCCAGACUCUGUCUGCGCAGCUCGACCUGCCCAAGUACACCAUCAUCAAGUUCUUUCAGAACCAGCGGUUCUAUCUCAAGCACCACGGCAAACUGAAGGACAACUCCGGCUUGGAGGUGGAUGUGGCGGAAUACAAAGAGGAGGAGCUGCUGAAGGAUUUGGAAGAGAGUGUCCAGGAUAAAAACGCCAACACCCUCUUUUCUGUGAAGCUGGAGGGAGAGCUGUCCGUGGAAGGGAGCACAGACGUUAACGCUGACUUGAAAGACUGAGAAUUUUUGUUUCAGCUGUACCACUGGUAUUUACUAACAAAACGAAAAGUCCAUCUUGUGUUCACUCAGAAAGCGUUCAUUGUUUAUUGUUUGGCCGAUGAAUCUUCAGAAACUUGCACAAACAGGAAGUUGGAAGGACAUGACAGGCAGCACGAAAGGUUUUACUGUUUUCCCGGACUGCGUGGCAGCCCCAGUGAAGCGUCAAGGGUUGUCUGAUGGCAGAAUUUGUGUUCAAGGGUUGCACUGUGGUGUGUGUGCACCCUGUCAGCAUGAUACCAGAGAUUGGUUUUCCUUUUAAUUAAUAUUAUUCUGGAGCCUCAAAUAAGCAUUAUAACUUCUGUGAUUAUGAUUGCCUUUUCUUUAAUUAUUUCUGUAACACUCCACACUGGUCUUUGGAAACUGACCCCUUAUUUUAAAGAGAAAAGGAAAAAAAAGUUUGUUACUCGAUUGUAUGUUAAAAAAGAACUAUAGACUGUGGACUGCAGUUUAAAGAUGACAUAUGCCAACAAAUGCCUUGUAUUAUAUGGCACUGCCGUAAUUAAAAUUUGUGUUUUUAUUUUGGAAAUAAAAGUUCACUGUAAUUUUUUUUCAUUCUCAUUGUUACAUGAUUCAUUGUUACAUGAUUUUUUUUUUAAGGAAAGAAAAUGUGAAACACAAUUUAGUCCUGGUUAUUUAUUUGUAGAUCCUGCAGCAUCAUGUUGUAAUUAAGUUUCUAGAAGUUUCUGUUAAAUGUAAUGUUGCUUCUCUUGUUACCAUACUGUUUUCCUUUCUAUUUAUAACUGUAUUUUGAUGGGCAGUAAAACAAAGUGUCUUAAAAGUUUAAAUAGAGAAAAUGUGCUUUACACAGUUGCCUAUAAAAGUCUGUUAUCCGAGCAAUUCACUCUAGAAGCUUCACUCUGUUGUCGUAUGCAAUUUUUACUAUCAUGCAAAUAAGCUUAGGUAAAUAAAACUAAUAGAUCACCUUAGAAAAUUAUGCAAUUAAUGUGAAAAUAAUUGAUGUUUGCAAUGUGUCUUCCUUUGGUUUACAAUCAAUUUUAAAGCGACAUCUGUAUAAAAUUUCUGUAUAAAGGUGUAUUUCUUUUUUAUGAGUUUAUGACUAUGAAAACACCAGCUAUUUUGUUACAGCUGCUGUUUUUAUAAGUGUAUCACAAUUUUCUUUAUGCAGAAAUGUGCUUAUUAGGAGUGGUUAUUGACUGUAACUACACGAUUAAAAUUGUUUGUAUGGUAUGCCACGGCAGGGUCCGUCUGCUUAUGUGACCAAGCUCAAGGGGUGUGUCACGUGGGUGGACGCUCUCUUGAUAACCUGUCAAAGAACUACUGGAACUCUGGAGCGAGCUCUGGAAAGAGCAGCCGAACACUCACCUGAAGCACUAAGUUCAAGUCACACACAUGCUCAGUUUUAAGCAGGUAUGAAAUUUCACAGUACAGAUGAUAGUUGGCUUUGCUUACUAUACAGGACAGAGACUCCAACAGAAACAUGAAUUACUCUAGCAGUUAAGUACUUGGAAUGGCUAUAUCUGCUUUUUUCUCACAAUCCUCCAAUUAUGGCAGUAGUUUUCUUUAAGAUGGGUUGUGUUUUUCAACAUCAUUAAUAAUAUAAAUAAGGGAACAACCGAGCCUGUGUGAGAACCCCUAAUAUUAACCUUUUUGGGGGAGGGGGUGUUUUGUUUAGAUUUAUUUGACACAUGAUAAGUAGGGAAGGUAAAAUACCCUGCGUUCAUUUGGCCUCCUUUGUCAAAAUGUAUCUACAUGAAGAAAGUAAGAGUAACCCUGCUAGAAUCCAAACAUGGUCUAAACUGCUGACCAUACUGCAGUGGCGGGCCAGGUGCAAACAAGGAGUAUUGUGCUCUGGAAAAAGAAUUUUUUUUUUUAAUUUUUGUUUAUCUGUUUGUCUCUUGUAGCCCUUUGUUAGUUAAUUGGGGUAUUUGGGUUCAUGGAGCCCGGGGCUCUGAGCUGCCCUCCCCCCACCCAAGAGCAUUUCCUCAGGCGGGGUCUGUAUGGAAACUCCUCUAUGGCUCCAGUGGGAAACCCAGCUGAGCGGUGCAGAAGGCCGCUCCUGUUGCAAACUAAUUCCAGUUCUUUGUGUUAGGUGAGAAAACAAUGCAAACUACCUUGUUUGCUGCAUUUCAGAAAAGUAAUCAUGUGAGCCAAAGGCAUUUGAAUCAAGAUGCUGUAAGCUAAAUUUCAUAUGUUAAAAAAAAGAAAUUAGCAUUUCACUAACUAAAGAUUGUCACCCACAUCCUCCUCUUCCCCAAGUUAAGAGUCAACAGAGGAUCAGAGAAAUUGUUUUUUGUUUUUUGUUUUCAUUUUAAACAGCCCAACACUUAGGACAUCAAAUAGGUAUAGAAUUUGGCAGCAUUUUGGAAGAUCUCCCCUAGGGAAUGACUGUGUUGGAAAGCAACACCAUUGUGCCAGCAAAAUUAUCAGAUCUUUUACAUUUAUGGUCUGCAUGGGUUUGUUAUUUUAAGAUAAAGCACAUGUUAGCAAAUGGGGCCGUGAUGGAGUGUGCAGAAUUGUUGAAGACAGCAUAUUUUGGAAGAUGUCUCCUAGUGACCCAUGUUGCUCCCCCAAUGUCAUUGUAACCCACGUCUUUCUUCUUCCUGUUGCCUAUGACUAUUGAUAAUUUCUUUAACAAGCUUCAUUGUGACCCGGUAUUUCGGAGAUGUUUACACACUGGGCAUGACAUAGUGCUUCGUGAUGUUAAGUCUUAGCAGAGUCAGAUAGUUUACGAGUAAUAUUCAGCUGUGUGCAUCUGAGUCUGUCAUGGAUUCCUUCACUCAGCACUUUGCCACUAAUUUGUAUGACACUUUGUGGCCAUAUAAUACUUGCAUAUUAUGCAAAAAAUGAUGUUGAUCGUAGCUUCCUGCCACACAUAUGCAGGGUUGACACGUAACCUUUGAAAGUGCGUGCGCCCUACUGUGUCGCACUUCGUAACAAAGUCUGUACAUAUGUACAAAAUGUGUAUUGACUGGUGUUUAGUAGGAAGACAUUCUGAGCUGGUGUCCACCCCUGGUAGUAUCUGUAGUUGACUAUGCUUAUCUGAACCACACAGCUUGAGUAGGAAAAAUUCCAGCAGCUCAGGAGUGUCCUGACACAAGUGUCCCACACAUGCUAUAUCUCAUUCUUCCUUAGUCCCAAUUGUUCACAUGUGACUGAUAACAUGAUCCUUGAUUGUCACAAUAUUUUCAAUAAAUGAGAUAUUAUGAA
This is a messenger RNA of Myodes glareolus (Bank vole), 5882 nucleotides long. The record is from RefSeq and is a predicted model, not a curated record. NCBI's taxonomy places the organism in Eukaryota, Metazoa, Chordata, Mammalia, Rodentia, Cricetidae.